Messenger RNA from Periophthalmus magnuspinnatus, 2389 nucleotides. RefSeq names its product solute carrier family 33 member 1 (gene slc33a1). The transcript has 9 exons. Lineage: Eukaryota; Metazoa; Chordata; Actinopteri; Gobiiformes; Gobiidae. Gene Ontology annotation, molecular function: acetyl-CoA transmembrane transporter activity. The record is from RefSeq and is a predicted model, not a curated record. The coding region runs from base 16 to 1737 and encodes 573 amino acids. Gene Ontology annotation, cellular component: membrane.
GUGCAUGUUUUCAUCAUGUCUAGUGUUCGAAAUGAAACGCUGGUGAAGAUUGAGAUUGGUGCAGGGCACGCCGAGCCUGAUGUCAACAUGGAGCACUCAGAUCUUCUCACUCGCAAGAACGGGCGGCAGAGGAAGAUGGCUGGUUCACUUCUGUCUGAAAACUUAAAGGACAGUGACAGGACGGAGAUAAGCUCCUCUGAAUCUGAGAUGGAGGGAGACUCAGAUGGUUUAAUUAAAUCAUCAGACUCUGAAAGCUCUUUCAGGAGGCGUGCCAGACCACAACAUGGAGUUCAUGGAGAGAUGGGAAAUAUUUUGUUGCUUUUAUUUCUUUAUGUACUGCAGGGGAUUCCUUUAGGACUUGCUGGUAGCAUUCCACUUAUUCUACAGGGUAAAAAUGUUAGUUAUAAAGACCAAGCCUUUUUUAGUUUUGUCUUUUGGCCUUUCAGUCUAAAACUUUUUUGGGCGCCUCUAGUGGAUGCACUCUAUUUUAAAAAGUUUGGUAGAAGAAAGUCAUGGCUGGUGCCCACACAAUACCUUCUUGGUAUCUUCAUGAUCUGGCUAUCAUUUACUGUUAAUGAACUGCUGCAGAGAGAGGGUGGACCUGAUAUUGUGACACUAACAUCAGUGUUCUUCAUGCUAGCCUUUUUGGCUGCCACACAGGAUAUAGCUGUUGAUGGCUGGGCUCUGACGAUGUUGUCCAGGGAAAAUGUGGGAUAUGCGUCCACCUGUAACUCUGUUGGCCAAACAGCAGGUUAUUUCCUGGGUAAUGUGCUCUUUUUGGCAUUAGAGUCUGUUGACUUCUGCAACAAAUAUCUCAGGAUAGAACCUAAGGACACAGGCAUUGUCACUUUAUCAGAUUUCCUGUUUUUCUGGGGUGUGAUAUUCAUGGUGUCCACAACACUGGUGGCCAUUUUAAAAAGAGAAAAUGGACACAUCAAAGGGAAGAAAAGAGUGAAGGAGGAAACCCAGAGUGUCAUGGAAACCUACAAGUUACUUUUCACUAUAAUUAAAAUGCCUACUGUCUUCACCUUUUGCAUCCUGCUUCUUACAGCCAAGAUUGGCUUCUCAGCAGCUGAUGCAGUGACAGGUCUAAAGCUGGUUGAAGAAGGAGUUCCUAAGGAGCAGUUGGCCUUGUUGGCUGUUCCUUUGGUGCCCCUGCAGAUUUUGCUUCCAGUUAUCAUCAGUAAAUACACAGCUGGCCCCCGGCCACUGGAUGUCUUUUACAAAGCUUUUCCUUUUAGAUUGCUCAUUGGGUUGGAGUACGCUCUGCUAGUGUGGUGGACGCCGAAUGUUAAACAUGAAAAUGGAUUUCCGGUUUAUUACUAUGCUGUAAUACUUCUUAGUUACGCCCUGCAUCAGGUGGCGGUGUACAGUAUGUAUGUAGCCUGCAUGGCCUUCCAUGCCAAAGUAAGUGAUCCACUUAUAGGUGGGACCUAUAUGACUCUCUUGAACACAGUCACUAAUCUGGGAGGCAACUGGCCUUCUACUGUGGCUCUGUGGCUGGUGGAUCCACUCACCACUAAGGAGUGCCAAGGGGCCUCUGCACAGAGCUGUGCUUCGUCAGAAGCUGCUGGGUUGUGCGCACAGGAUGGUGGAGUGUGUAUUACAACGCUAGAUGGCUACUAUGUGGAGUCUGUGGUGUGCGUUGUGAUUGGUAUAAUCUGGUGGAUGUGGCUUGGAAAGAAAAUGAGGCAGCUGCAGGACGAGAGUCCUGCUGCUUGGAGAUGUAGAGAUUAAAGACUGUUCCAAUGUAAGGAACGGCUGUGUGAAUAUGAUGCACUUUUCAGCUUCCACCAUGAAGAGAAUAAUGAAUUAUAUCAUUAUUGUCACCACAUACUUGAAUCCAUUGUUCCUCUAGCCUGAUAAAUUCUCCACCAGUAAAGUAGUCCUGACCAAGUAUAGCUGAAAUUCUAGAGACAGGUCCACUUUCCUUCUGAAUGGUUACCCCAGCAGCACUGAAAGAUGGGUCAAAUGCAGAGGACACAUUUCUCUACAGGGAUAAUAAAGUGUACUUUAAUUUUAAAUUAUGCAUUUAAACAUUUGCUUUCAAAAUCACAUAUUUAACUGUUACAUCUUAAUCAAGGAGUGCAUCCAGACAAUGACAUCUGUACAGAACUCAUGGUUAUUUAUUUUGAGUAGUGAUUCAAUGCCAAAGGGAAAUCAUGAGAAUAUUUUUGAGGAAUUAUGGUAAUAUUUACAAAGAUGUCAAAGAUGUUGUCUUUGUCUCAGCUCUAGUACAAUCCAGGCCUUUUUAAAACUGUGCCUUUGGUUGCAUUUAUAGGAGUUUCUGGCUUGACAAAUUUUGGGCUAAAAAUAUUGCGUAUAAAAUGUUAGAAAUGUGCACUCAUAAAAAAAUGAAGUCAUACCAUUAAAAGCCUUUCAAGUUUUC